CUCACUUACUAAUCCCACUUGAAGACGUAGUAAAGGCCACCCACAACUUUGCUAAUGAUAACAUCAUCGGACGCGGUGGAUUGGGACAUGUAUACAAAGGACAACUCCAGCGGUCCGGAGAGUUGAUCAAGAUAUCUGCGCUGAGGUUAGACCGUAAGCACGGUGGAGGAGUCGUCGAGUUCUGGACGGAAGUUUCAAUGCUUUCAGAUCUCAAGCAUCCAAAUAUAGUCUCUAUUGUCGGAUUUUGUGAUGAACAACAUGAGAAGAUCAUUGUGACCACGUAUGAGGCCAAAAAUGGAAGUCUCAAGGAGCAUCUAAGCAACCCGAACCUCACAUGGACACAAAGAUUGAAGAUAUGUGUAGGCGUGGCUCGUGCUUUGAGUUACCUCCAUUAUGAUGAGGGACGCGACUAUGGUGUUAUACAUCUUAACAUCAAUAGCUCGACAAUUUUAUUAGACGAGAACUGGGAACCCAAGUUAUCCGGUUUUAAAGUUUCCAUCAAACAAUCGCUUAACCGAAUGGACCGGGUUAUCCUUUCUGAACCUAUUGGCACAAUAGGGUAUAUGGACCCAGAAAUUGAAAAGACAAAAGGGGUGACCCACAAGUCGGACGUCUACGCAUUUGGUGUGGUAUUAUUUGAAAUAUUGUGUGGGAGGAGAGCAUAUAUUAAGACGGGGGAAAAUAAGUUUCUAGCUGGAUUGGCCAAGUAUCAUUAUGAAAACGAAACGAUUCCAGAUAUAAUCCAUCCACAUCUAAAGAAUCAAAUGUCCAAAAAUCAAAUAUCUCUAAGUUCACUCAGAAAAUACUCAAAAACGGCAUAUUCUUGCUUAAAGGAAGAUCGAGCACAUCGCCCACACAUGCUCAGUAUUGCUGAUGAACUUCAAAAAGCAUUUGAGAAAGCAUUAAACUUUAAGCCGCGACCUGAAAAUUUUUUAAAGAACUUGGAACACUUGAAGAUUCAGCUCGAUGACAUAAAGUUAGCCACCAAUAGCUUUUCAGACACAUACAAAAAUUCUGAUAGCGAUGAUUACAAUGCUAGGUACACAGUAGAACUCAACCAUUUUGAUAAAGGAAUUCCUUCCUUUGUAGAAGAGAAGGGUAAAACUACACAACCCAAGAUACACAACACUGUACUUAUAAAACGCUUCUUUCCUCGAGAUGACGAGGACGAAGAAGAAUUAUUUUUUACAGAACUUGAAGUGCUUAUUACCGUUAAGCAUCCCAACAUAGUCACUCUAAUAGGAUUUUGUGUUGAAGGUUUUGAGAUGAUGCUUAUCGUGGAGAAAUUUGCUAAUGGAUUCCUUCAAGAUUAUUUAGGAAACGUGUGUACCUUGACUUGGGAAACACGUUUAAAAAUAUGCAUUGAUGCUGCUCAUGCAUUGAACUACAUACACUCUGGGAUGGAAGACAAAAAAAAUGAUAAUACAUGGCAAUAUAGCUAGCUUCAAACUUGGGUUGGACGAGAACUGGCGGACAAAGAUUGAGGAUUUUGAAUGGGCAGUAAUCUUGGCCCCCGAUAAAAAAGAUGAAACUCUGUAUAAAAGAACAUAUUUUGAGUCAGAGUACCACGUGGAUCCAGAAUAUGCGAAUACUGGGAAGCUAAAAAGAGAGUCGGACGUGUAUAGCUUUGGUGUAGUUUUGCUUGAGAUUAUAUGUGGAAGGCAGGCUCGUGACCAAAUUUACCUUAAGGAGAGUGACAAAGGGCUCGUUCAUGUGGCUAGAAAAAACUUCCGUAAUGGAACAAUAGAAGGCAUGAUAGAUCCUACACUAAAGGAAGACACCGAUAAAAAGAGUUGUAUUCCAAAUAGAGGAGCAAACAAGGAUUCUUUGCACAUAUUUCUAAAAGUUGCAAAUCAGUGUGUGUCAGAGACUCAAGACCAACGCCCAACAAUGAAAGUUGUUCUCAAUAAACUUGAGAAAGCAUUGGUCUUUCAGGAGGAGCAAGUACAACAAUUGGGUAAGGAUCAAGUUGUCGACAAACUUGAGAAAGCAAGGCAUGAAAUUCCUGUGGGGAAGAACUUGGAACACUUGAAGAUUCCUCUCACUCAUAUUCAAUCAGCAACCCAUUAUUUCUCAAAGAAAUACAGAAUUUCAAAUUUCGAAGAUGGCUAUACUUUCUACAGAGCAGAACUCGAGCAUUAUGAUAAAGAGAAUCCAUCAUCCAAGAGACACAACACUGUAGUUAUCAAACGCUACCCCCCUUCUGGAAAUGAGUUCUAUGGAGAAACAGAGUUUCUCAUAGAAAUAGAAAUUCUUUCCGGUGGAGUUAAGCAUCCCAACAUAGUCAAUCUGCUUGGAUUUUGUUUUGAAGAGUCUGAGAUGAUCCUUGUCAUUGACAAUUUUUCUAAUGGAUUUCUUGGUGAGAAUUUGGGAAACAUCAAAGACAAGCGUCUUUUGAAUUGGGAAAACCGUUUGAAAAUAUGCAUUGAGGUUGCACACGCAUUAAGGUACAUUCACUAUGAGAUGGAAGACCAGAAGAUGAUAAUAAACCGUGAUAUAUGCAGUUACAACAUUGGGUUGGACGAGAAUUUUGGGGCAAAGAUUAUUAAUUUUUCGUGGUCUGUAUUCCUGCCUCCAAAUCAAGAUAACGAAGCUCUCUAUCCCAAAAUUCGUAUUGACAGACCAAGCUACAGAGAUCCACAGUAUGAGAAGACUGGUAAGUUGAAAAGAGAAUCAGAUGUUUAUGGUUUCGGAGUAGUCUUGUUUGAAAUUCUAUGUGGGAGAUUAGCCUAUGACCCAAUUUACAAGAAGGAGAGUGACAAAGGGCUGGCUUUUGUGGCAAGACGAAGCUUCAGCAUAGGAACACUAGAAGAGAUGAUAGAUCCUAUAUUAAAGGAAGGAAUUGGUGAAAUCAAAUUUGUUCUAAAUAGAGGACCCAACAAGGAUUCUUUGCACACGUUUAUUACAAUUGCACACCAGUGUGUGGCAGAAACUCAAGACCAACGCCCAACAAUGAAAGUCGUAGUCAAGGAACUUGAAAAAGCAUUAUUCUUUCAAAACAACAACAAGGAUAACCCCAAAAUGUCACUUGAAGACAUAAAACGGGUGACACAAAACUUUCAUGAUGACAAUUUCAUCGGUGGGGGAGGAUUCGGUAAAGUCUAUAAAGGAAACCUUCAAGAUGGAGAUGGAUUUAAAACCAUUGUUGCAAAGCGAUUGGAUACAAGGUUUGGUCAAGGAGAACAACAAUUCUUUAGUGAGCUCCAAAUUCUUUUGGAUUAUAAACAUGAGAAUGUCAUUGGUCUUGUAGGCUACUGUGAUGAAACUGAUGAAAAAGUCCUUAUCUAUGAGUAUUUGUCCAAGGGAAGUCUUGAUAGGUAUUUGAAUCAUACUUCUCUUACAUGGGUGAAACGACUUAAUAUAUGCAUUGAUGUUGCAAGAGCGUUGGAUUUCCUACACGGAGGAGUAGGAAAACAAGCAAAGGUGAUACAUAGGGACAUCAAAACUGAGAACAUCCUGUUAAACAAUGAUUGGAAAGCAAAACUGGCUGAUUUUGGGCUUUCGCUAAUAUGUUCAAUAAAUCAGGAAACAGACUAUAUUAUCGAUCAUGCGUGUGGCACAAAAGGAUACGUGGACCCACUUUAUAGACAAUCGGGAUUCCUAACCAUAGAAUCCGAUAUUUACUCGUUUGGUGUUGUUUUAUUUGAGAUUUUGUGCGGGAGAUCAACGUUUGAAAUCCAAAAACGUGAGGGCCACUAUCUACCAGAUUUCAUUGAAAAAAGUUUUAAAGAAGGAAAGCAUGGUGAGGUGGUGUUCAAACAAAUAAGGGAACAUAUCGUGCCUAAAUCACUAAUUACAUUUCAAGAGGUUGCCUACCAAUGCCUACAUCUUGAGAGAGAAAAACGGCCGACAACAAAAAAAGUUUUGAUGCAACUUAAGAAAGCAUUGGUAUUUCAAAACAUGGCAUCAACAAUGAACCAGUUUGCUCACUUACAAAUCCCACUUGAAGCUGUGGCGAAGGCCACCAACAACUUUCAUCAUGAUAACAUCAUCGAACAUGGUGGAGUUGGUAUUGCAUAUAAAGGACGACUCUUGUGGUCUGGGAGGUUGAUGGAGAUCAUUGCACGGAGAUUUGAUUGUAAGCAUGUGGAUGGAGACCUCGAGUUCUUGGCAGAAAUUUCAGCGCUUUCUGAUCUCAAGCAUAAAAAUCUGGUCUCUGUUAUUGGGUUUUGUGAUGAGAUAGAUGAAAAGAUCAUUGUAACCAUGUAUGAGGCCAAUGGAAGUCUAGGGCAGUAUUUAAACAGCCUGAACCUCACAUGGAAGCAAAUAUUGAGGAUAUGUCUAGGUGUGGCUCGUGCGUUGAGUUACUUACAUUAUGACAAGGGACGUGAUUAUGCUAUUCUACAUUGUAACAUCAAUAGCAACACUAUUUUGUUGGACGGUAAUUGGGAAACCAAGUUAUCCGGUUUUGAAUUUUCCAUCAAACAAUCAGUAAACGAUAAGGAUCAGGUGUGCCCUUGUGAACACACUGGCACAUUUGGGUGUGUGGACCCAGCAAUUGAAAAGACGGGAGGUGUGACCCACAAGUCGGACAUCUACUCAUUCGGUGUUGUUUUAUUCGAAAUAUUGUGUGAGAGGAAAGCGUUAAUUCAUAAUGAGGUUGAUAGGUUUCUAGCUCAGUUGGCCAAGCAUCAUUAUGAAAAGGGAACAUUGCAUGAUAUAAUCCAUCCUCCUCUAUUAAAUCAAAUAUUGUCUCCGAAAUCACUCCUCAUAUACUCAAAGGUAGCAUAUUCUUGCUUAAAUGAUGAUCGAGCACACCGCCCAGAUAUGCACCAUAUUGUGGCUAAACUUGAGAAAGCAUUGGAACUUCAGUUGCGUCAUGAAAAUAUUGAAAACACGUUGGGGCACUUCAAGAUUCAUCUCAAUGAUAUUAAAUCAGCAACAAAUAAUUUUUCAGAGGCAUACACAAUUGCAUCUUCGGAUGAUGAUUAUACUUUGUACAGAGCAGAACUCCACUCUUUUGGUAAAGAAAAUCCUUCAUCCGAAAAGGGGAAGAACAUAGGAGAACAUCCCAAGGCACACAACAUUGUGGUUAUAAAACGGUACACCUCUGGAAAUGAGUGGUAUGGAGAAAAAGAGCUUUAUACAGAAAUUGAGAUGCUUACGAGUGUCAAGCAUCCUAACAUAGUCACUUUAAUUGGAUUUUGUGUUGAAGAUUCUGAGAUGAUUAUUGUCACUGAGAAUGUUUCUAAUGGAUACCUUGAUGGUUAUUUGGGAAACGUCAAUGAUAUGCGCAUUUUGACAUGGGAAAAGCGUUUGAAAAUCUGCAUUGAUAUCGCACACGCAUUGGAGUACCUUCACUCUGAGAUGGAAGACCAAAAGACGAUAAUACACCGUGAUAUAUGUAGCUACAGCAUUGGGUUGGAUGAGACUUGGGGAGCAAAGAUUUUUGCCUUUUGGUGGUCCGUAUUCCUGCCUCCAAAUCAAGAAGACGAAGCUCUCUAUAUAAACUGGCUUGGCAGACCUAGCUACAUAGAUCCAGAGUAUGAGAAGACCAAUAAGUUAAAAAGAGAAUCAGAUGUUUAUAGUUUUGGAGUUGUAUUGUUUGAGAUUCUAUGUGGGAGGAGAGCCUAUGACCCAAUUUACAAGAAGGAGAUUGACAAAGGGCUCGGCCCUAUUCUUUGCACACAUUUAUGA
Molecule: messenger RNA, 5637 nt
Organism: Helianthus annuus (common sunflower)
Lineage: Eukaryota; Viridiplantae; Streptophyta; Magnoliopsida; Asterales; Asteraceae
Exons: 8
Coding region: 1417-5637 (1406 amino acids)
Biological process (GO): protein autophosphorylation
Cellular component (GO): plasma membrane; plasmodesma
Molecular function (GO): ATP binding; transmembrane receptor protein tyrosine kinase activity
Source: RefSeq, a predicted model, not a curated record